Fusarium oxysporum Fo47 is the source of this 1028-nucleotide messenger RNA. RefSeq lists its product as uncharacterized. The coding region runs from base 44 to 862 and encodes 272 amino acids. The record is from RefSeq and is a predicted model, not a curated record. Lineage: Eukaryota; Fungi; Ascomycota; Sordariomycetes; Hypocreales; Nectriaceae. The transcript is spliced from 2 exons.
UUUGCAGUCGUCAAAUAAAACCUCAAUUGCAUGUUUAACCACCAUGGCCAACGCUAGAUCUUCUCAGUUUGCUCCCUACGAGAGCACAGAAAUCAUCAGCUUGCAAUUCUCGAAUUCUACUGACCCUGCGUUACUCUCGGAUGAGAAUACCGAGGUCGGCAAGAUAUGGGCAGCGACGCUAAAGACGUAUCUCGACCAUCCAGAAACGGGCAUCGUCUGGUGGGGGAUUGUGCAUGACGCCCCGAACAAAGCUAAGCUGUUUAUUGAUUGGAAGAGUUUAGCUGGUCGGAGUCAAUUCGAAGCUAGCCAACAAGCAACAGAGCUCGCCAGCGCCUGGAAAUCCAUCACUGUAGCGCCAGCCACUAGAGACACAUACACCUUCACCUCUAGCGAUGUCGCUAGACAAACGGCUUUAUCCAGCACCUACGACACAGUCACAGCUCUCUUGAAUUUCCGAUUCGCCAAUGCGCUCACUUCCAGCGAAUUUCAGCAAUUGGACGCCGUACUCCAGGAACUAGAUCGCACCAUCAUGCUAAGCCCAGGUGCCGUCGUCGCCAGCUACUCAAUUGGAGGAUGGAGCUCAGACCGCAGAUCAUACUGCGCGGCAUACCGCUAUCUAAAUGCUGAUGCUCUGAGGAAUUUUAUCCAGGGCGACAACAGAGUUAGAGAGUUAUUGCAAGUAUUGCAGUCUCGCGCUUCAGGCGGUAUGGAACUUGAGUUUCUGGAAACACGAGUCUACAAGCAAGGCUGGCAAGGGUCUGUUACCAAGACAGAGCCUGAUAACCAGACUUUAUCGGGGUUUAUGGCCGAGACGCAGGCUUUGUUUCAAAGUUUUGACUCGGUUGGGAUCCGAGGAAUAUAGUGGCCCUCGAACAAGGCUGGUUUUGUGCAUUGCGAGGAAAUUCGGCACGGCUCCGGACUCGGAGGAUCGCUCCGAUUAUUGAUAAGUCGCAUGUCAGUUGAAGAGGGACGGACCACAGCGGCCGUAAUAAAUAUUCUAGAAAUAAAGAUUGCAAUUGAGCACUGCG